Molecule: messenger RNA, 555 nt
Organism: Malania oleifera
Lineage: Eukaryota; Viridiplantae; Streptophyta; Magnoliopsida; Santalales; Ximeniaceae
Product: probable WRKY transcription factor 45
Exons: 2
Coding region: 31-555 (174 amino acids)
Biological process (GO): regulation of DNA-templated transcription
Molecular function (GO): sequence-specific DNA binding; DNA-binding transcription factor activity
Source: RefSeq, a predicted model, not a curated record
UCUCAGAUAUAUAUAUAUAUAUAUAUAUAUAUGGAGAACUAUCAGUUGUUAUUUCCAUGUUCAUCCUCAUCUUCUCCGGACCCUUUCUCAUCACCAAACACUAACAGAAGCUGCGGGAGUACAGUGUUCGGCAACAGCACUCACGUAGAGGGCAGCAGCAGCAGCAGUACUGGAAGGAUCAUUAACGCAAAUGGGCUAUUAGGGUUGAACGCAGCAGCAGAGAUUAAUGUUCAGACUAGGGUUACUGAGGUUUCUGAUCAUCAUCAUCAUCAUAAUAUUAUGAACAGUACAGGUGGUGGUGCGUCUGAUCACAACUCUAAAGCUCCACUGAUGAUGAAGAAGAAAGGGCACGAGAAGAAGAUUAGGAAGCCCAGAUAUGCUUUCCAGACAAGGAGCCAAGUUGAUAUUCUCGAUGAUGGGUAUAGAUGGAGGAAGUACGGUCAAAAAGCUGUGAAGAACAACAAAUUCCCAAGGAGCUACUAUCGAUGUACACAUCAAGGAUGUAAUGUCAAAAAACAAGUCCAACGCCUCUCCAAAGAUGAAGGGGUGGCUUAG